AUGAAUGGACCUGGCGCUCCCGGAGAGGAGACAGGGACGAAGCUGGGAAUUGUACAAAUCAAUCUCCAGCGCUCCAAGAUAGCCACAGCCGAGCUACUCAAAGUAGCAGAGGAAAAGGGAAUCGCUAUCGCUUUGGUGCAGGAACCGUACACCGGAUCCAGCGGCAGAGUGAAGCAGUACCCCGGCACUAGAGUAAUCCAGUGCUCCUCGAACAUCAGCAGCCGAAACCCGGUAAAAGCAGCGAUAUACGUAUUCGGGGACCAGUUUAGGAUCACACAUGAUCCACAGCUGGUGUCCGAGACGGAGUCCGCAGCGGUACUGGAAUCAGGCAGCUUCAGGCUUGGAGUAGUCUCAGUAUACUUCGACGGGACAGCCGAUAUAGGUCCUUACAUUGCGCGAACCAAGGCAGUAUGCGAAUCGCUCAACACGCCUAACGUAUUACUGGCGGGAGAUGUAAACGCCUGGAGUCACUGGUGGGGCAGCGAAUCCGAGAACGAGAGAGGGACGGAAUACUGCGCUUUUAUCAACGAAAUGGAAUACCACAUCCUCAACACCGGAAACACUCCGACCUUCGAAGUCUGGCGAAGAGACGUGCUAUGCACCAGCAUAGUAGACGUGACAGCGUGCAGCCCUUCACUGCUGGGAAAGAUCAGGAAUUGGAAAGUCGACAGAGCGCUGAUCACAUCAGACCAUAACGCCAUCACGUGCACACUGGAGCUAGGAGUGCGGCUGCAACAUGCGGCAGCCCCUACUACCAGAGUAUACAACACCAAAAAGGCGAACUGGUCGGCGUUCGACGAGACACUCCUGUCUUUACUAGCGGAGAGGAACAUCACGCCCGCCGGAGUAGAAGAGGUAGUGUGUGGAGAGGAAAUGGAUAUCCUGACAGAUGCCUACACAACAGCAAUUCGGGAAGCGUGCGAAAGCUCGAUACCGAAGAUAGGCAAAAAGCGCAGAGGUUCCCCCUUCCCUUGGUGGACGGAAGAGAUUGAACAGCUCAAAAGGGAUCUCGUUCGUAAGAAGAAGAGGAUCAAGAACGCUGCUCCCCACCGGAAGGAACACGUGCUGCAAGAGUACAAUGAGGCCAAGGCGUUAUACGCCAAGCAAUCUGCCGAGGCCCAAACUCGGAGUUGGAAGGAAUUCUGUACGAAGCAGGAGAAAGAGAGCAUGUGGGACGGAAUCUACCGUGUCCUCAGGAAAACAUCAGGUAGAAAAGAGGAGCUACUGCUUAGAGGACCGGAUGGAAAGACUUUGGAUCCCAAGCAGUCGGCAGUGCUACUAGCGAACACUUUCUACCCUGACGACACGGUGGAAACCGACACCCCGCACCACACUCAACUCCGGAAAAUUGUACAAGAAACACCUCAAGAGAGGUUGGGAGAAUUGAAAGAGGAUGACCCGCCAUUCACCGAAGCCGAACUGGAGGCCGUGCUGCAAGAGCAGAACCCCAAGAAGGCACCGGGACCGGACGGAUUCACCUCGGACAUCUGCGCCAGAGCGAUCCGCUGCUCACGGGAUGUGUUCAUGGCGAUAGCCAACAAGUGCUUAGCCAUCUCCUACUUCCCCAAACAGUGGAAAAUCGCACAUGUAGUCAUUCUCAACAAACCGGGCAAAGAAGAUUACACCAGCCCGAAGUCCUAUCGCCCUAUAGGCCUGUUAUCAGUGCUAGGGAAAACGUUAGAGAAGCUUUUUGUGAGAAGACUACAGUGGCACCUACUCCCAACCCUCAAUCCAAGGCAGUACGGUUUCUUGCCGCAACGCGGAACAGAGGACGCUCUCUAUGACCUGAUCGGGCACGUCAAUGCGGAAAAGGAAGCGGGGAGAUCCGUGUUGAUCGUGUCACUGGACAUAGAGGGGGCCUUCGACAACGCGUGGUGGCCGGCUCUAAUGAACCAGCUGAGGCUCAGACGCUGCCCCAAAAACUUAUACCUGAUGGUGGACUCAUACCUCAAGGACAGAAAGAUAGUCGUCAACUAUGCGGGAGAAACCAGCGAAAGGGAUACCACGAAAGGAUGUGUUCAAGGCUCCAUCGGGGGCCCCACCUUCUGGAACAUUAUCUUGGAUCCCCUCUUGCAUAGGCUAUCGUCAGAGGAAGUUUACUGCCAGGCGUUCGCAGACGAUGGAGUUCUGGUGUUCUCCGGUAAGACCGUAGAGGGAAUGGAGGAUCGCGUCAACAGAGUAUUGGAGAUGACGGUAGAGUGGGGGAAGGAAAACAAGCUGAACUUCGCAGCACACAAGACGCAAGUCAUGUUGCUGACAAAAAAACUGAAGUACACCCCCCCCCAUAUCACCAUGUCCGGAACGACUCUGACUCUGGUCGACGAGAUUAAACUCCUAGGACUCACCAUAGACAGGUGGCUCAACUUCAACACUCACGUGCGAAACAUCUGCACAAAAGCGGCCAGCAUCUACAAACAACUGACAUGCGCCGCGAGAGUCACCUGGGGACUGAACACAGAAAUCAUCAGAACCCUGUACGUUGCAGUGAUAGAACCUAUCGUAACGUAUGGGGCCUGCGCAUGGGCAAAAGCGUCUGAGAACAUCACAAACAGAAAAGCGCUAGACACACUCCAGAGGGGUUUCGCGCAAAGGAUCUGCAAGGCAUACAGAACAACGUCACUGCCGGCAGCGUUAAUCCUAGCGGGAAUCCUACCGCUCGAUCUCAGAAUCCAGGAAGUUGCGUCCCUAUACGAGGCGAAGAAAGGGCUCUCCGUCGAUUUCCUACCACCGCAUCGUAAACUCGAGGAGAUUGUUAAAGCCAAAGAUUUACCACACCCGGCUUCUCAAAUCGAACUAGAGUACACUCUACUCGAGGAUAUGACAGAUGCCACCCAAACUGCCCUUCAGAUUACUGGCCCACAGGUGUAUACCGACGGGAGUAAAAUGGAGGGCAAGGUGGGAGCGGCACUAACGUGGUGGGAAAGUGGGAAGGAGAUACACAGCCAAGUCUUCAGCCUGGACCCCACGUGUACCGUGUUCCAAUCUGAAUUGUAUGCACUCCACAGGGCGGUGUCCAGAGCGCUGGAGAGCGAAGAGGAAGCGAUCAACAUCCUUAGCGACUCAAGAUCGUCGUUGGAAUUGUUGUGCAGUACUCGGCUCACCCAUCCUCUGGCAAAGGCUAUCAGAGAGAGCAUAGCAGUAAUACGGUCGCGAGGGAGAAGGGUUCGCCUGUUCUGGCUCAGAGCCCACGUGGGCACGGCAGGAAACGAAAGGGCGGACGAGCUUGCCAAAGAGGGAGCCUCGAAAGAGAAUCUCUCUCCCGAUUACGCAGAAGUCCCGCUGUCAUACGUCAGAAGAAAGAUCAGGGAGGAAUCUAUUGCCAGAUGGCAAGACAGAUUCGAUACUGCCUCCCAAGGUGCGGUAACGAGAACGUUCUUCCCCGAUGUAAGUAAAGCUUACAGCUUCGUGCGAGGAACGAAUCUAAACCACCUGCACGUUCAAAUUCUGACGGGUCACGGCGGCUUCGGAGAAUACUUGCACCGGUUCAAGUUGAAAGACAGUCCCGGAUGCGAGUGCGACCCGAACGUCAGCGAAUCGGUAUGGCACAUAAUACUCGACUGCCCCAGGUUUCAAACUGCCCGUUACAACCUGGAGUGUGUCUGCAACCAAAAGUUGGGAAGGGAAGUGCUGAGCGAUCUGCUCCAUAACAAAAGCACAAAGGACCACUUCCUCAAAUACAUCGAGGAAGUCGCAGCAAUCGCAACAAAGCGCAACAAGGCCACGGCUGGCGAGGCGCAACCCUCCUCGAACACACAAACACAAACACAAACACAAACCACACACACACAAGGGCAGCAGUGCUCAUUUGGCAGCGAAGACCUAUUGCCAAAUCUCUUGCACUCAGCCGAGGCCGGCAAGCCCAGGCUCAGGGUCCGAGGAGUUGCCAUGUUCAUGAACAACAACUCGGAACGAGUGGGAGUGGCCUUCUGCAACGACAGGGCGAAGACAAACGUCUACAUCUCACCGGGACUCGGUCUCCUAUUGAACGGAAGCACAAGCAAAACUACCAUGCGUCGUAAAAUCUACGACGCCUUACCAACGGUAUCAGUGGGGGGUCAGCGGUGUCGGAUAGUGCGGAGGAAGAACAAAACCAUCGCACUGUUCGCCACUGACGACAACUCCACAGCCUUCCAGAAGGUAUGCAGCGUGCUGAAGGACAUAGGGAACUGGAGAACGGGAGAUACUCACACUCCUAAAGUGCUAAGCGUGGACGUCAUGGCAGUGUCUCACCACACGGGCGAAACCCGGGACCACCUGGGUGCCCUUACAGCCUCGCAACACCACGAGGUAGUGGUAUACGAAAACAGAGGUCAAGAUCUCGGUUUUCUUUUGAGACGCGGACAGGGCGAAAGCGAGGCCGCUGCGAAUCGCGGGGGACUUCCGAGUCAAUCUCGGGACUCCAGCGGAUCGGAGAGGCUGCAACAAGCGCUCGAGGAGGAGAGUCGCCAGUCGAAGCGGAUAGUCACCGACCAGGACGAAGAUAGGAAGAAGUCCACGGUCACCUCGCUCCUAAACCGAAUGGCCCAGGCGAUCGCAGGCCCAGUGGGAGAGAAAAUGAGCAAACUCAGAAGAACGGUACUACAGGAAACGGCAGUGGCAAAAUUCACAACCCCAUCGACGUCCCGCCAAGAGGUUACGCAGACCACCCAGCGAACCAGAGCGGACAUGGGACUUGUGACCCCCCCCUGGCUGAAGCCGGCGAACGAUCAGCUGGCCCAUAUGGAGAACGCUCUACGAGAGUUCAUAGCGAUAACGGUUGCCACGCGCAAAGUCAAUGAAGAUAUCUGCAGUGCAAUAUUGCGGACUUACAAGCGUGGCAACAUAAAAUCGCUCGAAGUGAAGCUAGAGGAAGCGGAGGCUGCAGUUUACGACCUCGACGCACAACGUGUGAUACACGGGAAGGCGUGGGGGGAGUACAUGGCGGCAUACUGCGCAACCGAGGGCUUCAUAGAACUCGAAAAGAGCCAGCCGGAAGAGGAGGGCCACAUUCGGGCCAUAAAUCCUCCAAAAGACCCGAAGGUUGUGGUCGCCAAGUGCACCAGAGUAAUGCUGGAAGACAGAAUCCUCGAAAUGGCUAAAACCAUCUUCGGGGACCUGACAGAAGGCAACAGGCUGGAAUGCUUGGCGGUACCAACAUUCACAUGGGUGAACGGAGUGCCCGGAUGUGGAAAAACCACAUGGGUAGUCGCUAAUGUCAACAUAGAAAGCGACCUCAUCGUGACCGCCACAAGGGAAGCAGUCAAAGAUCUCAGGGACAAACUGACACCGAAGAUCGGGGAAGAACGAGCUAAACAGCGAGUUCGAACCAUGGCUUCACUAUUAGUGAACGGAAUGAAGAAGGGUGAAACGUGCAACCGCCUCGUGGUAGACGAAGCCCUAAUGAAUCAUUUCGGAUCUAUAGUAAUGGCCAUCAAGAUCGCAGGAGCCAGCGAGACCAUGCUGAUCGGAGACCAAAACCAGCUUCCCUAUAUCGACCGACACAACCUGUUUCUUCUGAAAUACUGCAGACCCCACAAAAUCACGUCUGUCACGAAAGAAUUGUUGUGUACGUACAGAAACCCGCAAGACGUGGCAUAUGCCCUAGGAGAAAUCUAUAGCGGCAUCUACUCGGCCAAAAAUCUCACGCGCUCCCUGAAGCUGAAGGAGUAUGGAGGGGCUGUUAUCCCGAAGUUGAAUGAUACAUUGUAUCUUACCCACACCCAGGCUGAGAAGGAACUCCUAAUUGGCCAGGGAUACGGAACCAACUCGGGCUCUUGCACCCUUACUAUACAUGAAGCACAAGGUCGAACGUUCGAGACAGUGGUGAUUGUACGUACAACAUCAAAAAAAUCCAAUCUGCUUAUGAGCGUCCCGCACGCGGUGGUUGCGAUCUCCAGACACACGAAGACCUGUGUGUACUACGUGGAUAACACAAAGAACGACGCAGUAGCUCGUUUUAUCCAACGUGCAGAGAGAGCAACCGACGCUUCCAUCAGGGACUACAACCUCAAAAUGGCGAUCUGGAACGGUGACGACGUAACGAGGGACAGUAUACUCGCUUUCGAAGCGGGGCUGGAGGAAGCCUAAAACAUCCCCCUCAAAACAAAACACGGACAGCAGCCACCGGCGGGGCCGGCGGCAAUGAUAUGACAAGACAAAAAGAAUAAAAUGACAAAAAAAAAAAAAAAAAAAAAAUUUUGACAAAAAAAAAAAAAAAAAAAAAAAAAAUUUUUUUUAUUAGCUUUAGUUCUAAUUCAUAAGACGAUUGAGCGGAGCAUCAGUAUGAGGUACGUCAUGCUCACUAAAGUGGUCAACCUGGCGGCGGCGACGUGGGCCGGGUCGUGGGAUUCCCUCAAAUAUGGUUGAGUCUCGCGAUGGCUGACCCAUGCGUCAACUCGUGAACGGGUGCUGUCAGGGGGUCCUGGUCUGCCACAUUCUGAGGUUCCGCUCAUAAAUAAAGGCAUGUAAAAUAGUAUAAG
Messenger RNA from Amyelois transitella, 6458 nucleotides. RefSeq lists its product as uncharacterized. The transcript has a single exon. The record is from RefSeq and is a predicted model, not a curated record. NCBI's taxonomy places the organism in Eukaryota, Metazoa, Arthropoda, Insecta, Lepidoptera, Pyralidae. The coding region runs from base 1 to 6066 and encodes 2021 amino acids. Gene Ontology annotation, molecular function: RNA-DNA hybrid ribonuclease activity; nucleic acid binding; ATP binding.